AUGUACCUUGGAAGAAAAAAGAUCCAGUCCAUUCCCUGGAAACCCUCCCCCAACCCGGCAAAGAUACUUCCUACGGCAGAUUUGGUUGAGGAAGAGCACACGUCCCAUUACAAGCCGCAGCACUUUUAUCCUAUAGGCUGGGGAACAAGUUCGACAGUAUGGCUAGCGCGUGAUCUCCACCAUUCCAUAUGCUUUCCGCCCCGAUAUGUGGCCAUUAAAGUUAAGGCAAAUAAUUAUGCAUCUCAAGAGUCUACGGAGAAGGAGCUGCGCAUAACUGAGCAUAUAAGCAAAGCAAAUCCCCAGCAUCUAGGCCGCAACUUUGUCGCCACCUUAGUAGACUCGUUUCGUGUUACUAGCCGGGGCAGCACUCAUAUUUGCAUGGUCUUCGAUGCGCUUUGUGAACCACUAUGGAUGAUGAAGCAUCAUUACGAGGGAAACACCAUCCCUCUCAACGUCUUGAAACCCGUAUCUAAACUCGUACUAGAAGGACUACGGUACCUCCACACCGAAUGCCACGUUAUUCACACAGAUCUCAAGUCCGAUAACAUCUUACUGGCCCUACGCAACUCGUCUACCCUGGAAAUGGUCGCACUAGAUGAGAUGAACAAUCCCUCCCCACGGAAACAAGUGGGAUGCCACCCCAUCCAGCCAGAGGGAUAUCGUGCCCCGGAAGUUUGUCUCGGGGGCGAGUGGAGCUACAGUGUUGACAUUUGGAACUUGAGAGUUAUGCUUUGGGACCUGUUUUAUGGCCGCGGACCAUUCGACACGCCACCGGACUCGCGCGGCUCAGGCUCUGCAGACGAAGCUCAUCUAGGCCAGAUAAUUUCCCUCCUGGGGCCCCCUCAACCUGAUCUUCUCGGCCGGGGAAAUAGAAACAUCUCGGUAUUUUGA
Aspergillus caelatus is the source of this 891-nucleotide messenger RNA. RefSeq names its product putative protein kinase. The record is from RefSeq and is a predicted model, not a curated record. The transcript has 6 exons. Gene Ontology annotation, biological process: regulation of mRNA processing; protein phosphorylation; spliceosomal complex assembly. Lineage: Eukaryota; Fungi; Ascomycota; Eurotiomycetes; Eurotiales; Aspergillaceae. Bases 1 to 891 code for a protein of 296 amino acids. Gene Ontology annotation, molecular function: protein kinase activity; ATP binding.